Malaclemys terrapin pileata is the source of this 6242-nucleotide messenger RNA. RefSeq names its product brain-specific angiogenesis inhibitor 1-associated protein 2-like. Bases 105 to 1739 code for a protein of 544 amino acids. NCBI's taxonomy places the organism in Eukaryota, Metazoa, Chordata, Testudines, Emydidae. Gene Ontology annotation, molecular function: protein binding. Gene Ontology annotation, cellular component: nucleoplasm; cytosol. The transcript has 14 exons. Gene Ontology annotation, biological process: plasma membrane organization; actin crosslink formation; actin filament bundle assembly. The record is from RefSeq and is a predicted model, not a curated record.
UGGUGCUGCCGACCCCGCCCUCCGCCCCUUCCCUCCCCCCCAGCCCUCCGGUCCCUGCCUCGGGGCUCGCUGCGUCCCAGCUCCGGCCGGUCCCCGGCGCCAGCAUGUCCCGCUCCGACGAGGUCAACCGGCUCACGGAGAGUGUCUAUAGGGUGAUUCUGGACCAGUUCAACCCCAGCCUGAGGAGUUUUGUCACGAUGGGGAAGAGUUACCAACGAGCACUCUCAGGGGUGACCGUAGCGGCCAAGGGUUAUUUCGACGCCCUGGUGAAGCUGGGGGAAUUGGCCAGCGACAGCCAAGGGUCCAAGGAACUGGGGGACACCCUGUUCCAGAUGGCCGAGGUGCAUCGCCAGAUCCAGGUGCAGCUGGAGGAAACGCUGAAGCUUUUCCACUCGGAGCUGCUGGCCCAGCUGGAGCAGAAACUGGAGCUAGAUGUGAAGUACCUGCUGGCCACCCUGAAGAAGUACCAGAGUGAGCACCGGGCCAAGGCGGAGGCCAUUGAGAAGUGCCAGGCCGAGCUGAAGAAACUGCGCAAGAAAUGUCAGAACAGCAAGAACCCCCAGAAAUACGGGGACCGCGAGGUGCAGUACGUAGAGGUGAUGAGUGCCAAGCAGAGCGAGCUGGACCGUUUUGUGGCGGAGGGAUACAAGGCUGCUCUGACCGAGGAGCGUCGGCGAUACUCAUUCCUGGUGGAUCGCCAGUGCGCUGUGUCCAAGCACUUCAGUGCCUAUUAUGCCAAGGUGAAGGAGCUGCUGGGGGCCAAGCUGCCCGGCUGGCAGCAGUCCUGCGUCCAGCCCACCCGCCUGCCUGACCGCGCUCUGGCCCUGGUGAAGCAGACGGCCAACAGCCCUGCCGCGCCCGCCAUCUCCGACCCGCUACCCGCCCCCCAGCCCCUGGAGGUGCCCCCCGAGCUGGCACCCCUGCUGGGGGGCGGGGGGCUGGCCCUCAACCACCGCGUCUCACUGCAGGAAGCGACUCCGCUCCCCAACGGCGACUCUCACCGCACCCGGGGCUCCCGUGACCUGGGGCACCCGCCCGCCAGCGAGCCCCUCACCGUCCCGCUAGGCCUGCCGGCCCUGCAGCCCGCACCAGCCAUGCAGACCCCCCCUCCGCCCAGGGCCAGCGAUGGCUACUCCUGUACCCUGCCCAUCCCCCGCAAAGCCUCUGCGGAGACCCGCCUCGCCACGCUCACAGAGAACAGGACCCUGCCGCGGGUCGGGGCGCUGGCCGAGCGGCGCCGGGUCCAGGCCGUGUUCUCCCACGCGGCCGGCGACAGCAGCACCCUGCUCACCUUCCAGGAGGGCGACGUCAUCGCGCUGCUGGUGGCCGAGGCCCGGGACGGCUGGCACUACGGGGAGAAUGAGGCCACCUGCAUGAAAGGCUGGUUCCCUUUCUCGUACACCCGUCCCGUCCCCCCUGCCGAGAGCCCCGAGAAACCCCACGGCAGUUUUCCCCUGAGCAAACUCAACAGCAGCAGCACGGGGACCCUGGACAAAGUGGGGUGCAUGGCCCCCAGCCCGGAGGGGGGUCACGGGGGGGCCACCUUGCGCUAUGCCCCCUCCCCCCGCUCCAGCACCUUCCGCCAGCGCCCCUAUAGCAUGAUGAACCCUGAUCUGUCACAGUUAGCGAACGAAUUUGGGAGCCCCCCGAACUCCUCCCCAUCCAGGUCUAACCCCUUCGCUCACGUCAGGCUGAAACGGACGGUGACCAACGACCGCUCGGCCCCGCUGAUCCAGUGAGGCCCCGGGCACCCGCCGAUCGCCCCCUGGGGGAGAGAUGCCAGGAGCCCCCCGCUCGGGAAGGACUGGGGAACUGGCGGGGGGCCUCCCCCCUAUGCAGCCCGCAGCUCCGUCUAGUGGCUGCUUUGCAGAAGAGCAUCUCAACAGCCGGGCUCGGGCCGUAUCACGCAGCGGGAGGGUUCGGGGUUCGAAUCCUGCCGGCGAUGCCUGGAGUGGGGGGAGCAGGAAUGGAGCUGGGCCCCGGGGAGCCACAGGGUGGGGGAAAGGAGGGGGAGAGGCUGCCCCCCGAGAUAGAAAUGCCUCCUGAGGGCUCUGCUAUGGGUUACGUGUGUAUCUGUCCGUCCCCCCUUGCACCCCUCUGUCAUCUCCCUACACACAUCCAUCCCCUCCGCACUCCUCUGUCUGCCCCCAGGCCCCCCUCUAUCCGUCUGUCCUGUGCACACAUCCGUUCCCCUGCCCACCCCUCUACCCAUCGGUCCCAGCUCCCCCAGGGGGGCUGCUACGCCCUAGCAUUUCACCAGGCCUUUGGAGGAGCCCGAGGCCCCGCCCUUCCCCCCUGGGCUCCAGCCCCCCUGCUUCCCCCUGGGAGCUCUGCCCAGCCGACCCGCCAGAGCCAGCCGCCUGGGGGAAGCCCCUCACCCCCUGCAGGGCCCCCCGGUAGCGCUGCCCGGAUGUGGGGAGCCCAGAGGUUCGCCAUCCACCACUGCCUCGGGCCAUUGUCCCUGCUGGGUUCCCGGCCGGAGCGUCCCCUCCCCAGGGGGGUGAAUUGCCCCACGGCAGGUGGCAUGUAACCGGGGCAGGUGGCUAACGGAAGGCCGGUUUUUAAGCCCGGCUUCCGUGCCAGGCCAACGGGGUGAAACUCGAGGGCAGAGCAGAAGGCGUCCAGAGGUGGGUGAAGGCGGGUCGGUGGGGAAGGGAAAUCCCUGUCUCGCCCAGCGGCUGGAAUCCGAGGGGGCAACCGACGUGUGGCCAAGGGGGUGGGUGGGUCUAGCAUCCUUGAACAAGGCUCUGAAGCAAAGCCGGCCGGGCCCAGGGGGAAGGGGGUGGUUAAAAGACAGGGGACAAAGGGGAAAGGGACAGUUUUCAGACCGGAGAGCGGUAGAUGGGGGGGGGGGGGGGCCCUAGGGUCUGGGCUGGGCAGCGUACUCAGAAAGGCAAACAGGGUGAACGCUGAGCAAACGCAGACGAGACAAACUGAUUCCGGCUCAUUAAGUCCAAAGCGCCCGGCGAAGAGCCCCCAAAAGAUCUCCUCAAACAGGGGGACUGGGCCAUGAAACGUGGGGUUGAGAAACAUGACGCUGGAAACCGUCAUCCCAGCCGGACCUACGCCAGGAAGGGAUCUAGAUGAGCAGGUACCACCCGAGACCGAGAUGGCGGAGUCGGGAUCGUUCGCUGCAAACGGCAGGUAACAGGAGGUUAGGAACCGUGAGGAAACGGGGGAAGAAUUGGACAGACAACACCCUAGUGCCGCUCUAUCAACCCAGGGCGCGCCCACCCCUUGAGUACGGCGGGCGGUUCGGGUCGCCCCAGCUCCAAACAGAGCUGUUGGCGUUGGGAAAGGUGUGGAGAAGGUCAGAGAAAUGAUGCGGGAGUGGAACAGCUUCUGCUGAGGAGAGACGAAAAGGACGGACACCGUUCAGAGACGGCGAAGGGGGAUGUGAGAGAGGGCUGUGAAAUCGGGACGGGGAUGGAGACGGGGAACGGGGAAGUGCUAGUGACCCCUUCACGUGAGGUGAGAACCAGGGCUCAGCCGAUGAAAUGAAAACAAACCGACGGCAGCACCGUCAACCUGAGGAACUCCCUGCCGGGGGAUGCUGGGAAGGGCGAAAGUCGAACGGGGUUCGAGAGUGGGUCCAGCACUGGUGGUCACGGGGGCAACCCAGGCUCUGGGUGUCCCUAAACCUCUGCCUGCCCGAAGCCGAGAGCGGCCGAUGGGGGCGCUCAUGCGACAGUCGCCCUGUUCUGUUCAUUCUCCGUGACACAGUGGGCCCUGGCCACUGGCGGCGACAAGCCACUGGGCCGGCGGGACCCUUGGUUGGCCCCAGCGCGACUGUUCUUCCCUGGUCCUCGGGGGCCCGUUGGCUGUGUGGUUCCUCCGUCAAUCAGGGUCGCUUCCAACUGCCCCUUUAACACCCUGUUCAUCCCACCCCCCGCGGUCCAUGGCCCCACCCCAUGGCGCCAGCUCUGUCCCGAGAGCAGCUUUGUAACCCUUCAGCCACCACAGGGGAGCCGCGCAAAUCACAGAGGGAAACUGAGGCAAACAUGGGCCUCAAAAAUAUUACAGCAAAUUUCCACUUCCUCAUGCCAUCCAUCAAUAUGAUUUUAGGUAUGCGUCCAUCCAUCCCUCCACAUCCCCUCUAUCCAUCCAUCCAGCCCCCAAGCCCUGUAUCUAUCCAUCCAUCUUCCCGCCUUACCCCUCCAUCCAUCCCCCAAGCCCUGUAUCUAUCCAUCUUCCUCCCGUACCCCCUCUAUUCAUCCAUCCCCCAAGUCCUGUAUCCAUCCAUCUUCCCCCUGUACCCCCUCUAUCCAUCCCCCAACCCCUCUGUCUAUCCACCUGUUCAUCCCCUGCCCCUCUCUCCAUCCAUCCAUCUUCCCCCAGACCUCCUGUAUAUAUCUAACCAGCCAUCCCCCAACCUCUGUAUCUAUCUAUCCAUCCCUUCUUCCACACCCCCUCUAGCCAUCUUCCCCCAUCCAUCCCCCAACCUCUGUAUCUAUCUAUCCAUUCCUUCUUCCACACCCCCUCUAUCCAUCUUCCCCCAUCCAUCCCCCAACCUCUGUAUCUAUCUAUCCAUCCCUUCUUCCACACCCCCUCUAUCCAUCUUCCCCCCAUCCAUCCCCCAACCUCUGUAUCUAUCCAUCCAUCCCUUCUUCCACACCCCCUCUAGCCAUCUUCCCCCAUCCAUCCCCCAACCUCUGUAUCUAUCUAUCCAUUCCUUCUUCCACACCCCCUCUAGCCAUCUUCCCCCCAUCCAUCCCCCAACCUCUGUAUCUAUCCAUCCAUCCCUUCUUCCACACCCCCUCUAGCCAUCUUCCCCCAUCCAUCCCCCAACCUCUGUAUCUAUCUAUCCAUCCCUUCUUCCACACCCCCUCUAUCCAUCUUCCCCCCAUCCAUCCCCCAACCUCUGUAUCUAUCCAUCCAUCCCUUCUUCCACCCCCCUCUAGCCAUCCCUCCCAGCACACCCCGAACAGCUGUCUGUCUGUCCACCACCCAUAGCUCUGUCCAUUAUGUGUCCACCUUUGCUCUAUGUCUAGCCCUCUCCUGCUGACACAAGUUGCCUGGGGUGGGAACAACCCCGGACACCCUGAAAAGUGCCUUGUCUGUCCCCAGCCCCCCAGCUGGGCUACCUGCGGGGGGUGCGCUGAACUCUAUGACCCCUCUUCUCUCCCCCACCCCGCCAGACUAUGGCUGGAGGAUGCUGUAUUCAGAACUGCAUCAAAUAGAACCAUGGAUGCCCCCCCCCAGGGGAGUGCAGCACCCUCUGCUGGGCACAUGGGGGGGGCAGCACCAGGCUGUGAGCUGGGGGGGGGGAGGGCUCUGUUACAGCCUUGAUGUGACGGUGGGAAUUACACCUAGACUGAUACUAAACUGUGUGUGUGUGUGUGUGCAGCUGUCUGUGGCGCCCCCUGCUGGAGGGGCCGGGCCCUGCGCUGUGUGUGUCCCUGGCGCCCCCUGCUGGAGGGGCCGGGCCCUGCGCUCUGUGUGUGUCCCUGGCGCCCCCUGCUGGAGGGGCCGGGCCCUGCGCUCUGUGUGUGUCCCUGGCGCCCCCUGCUGGAGGGGCCGGGCCCUGCGCUCUGUGUGUGUCCCGGGCGCCCCCUGCUGGAGGGGCCGGGCCCUGCGCUCUGUGUGUGUCCCUGGCGCCCCCUGCUGGAGGGGCCGGGCCCUGCGCUGUGUGUGUGUCCCUGCGCCCCCUGCUGGAGGGGCCGGGCCCUGCGCUCUGUGUGUGUCCCUGGCGCCCCCUGCUGGAGGGGCCGGGCCCUGCGCUCUGUGUGUGUCCCUGGCGCCCCCUGCUGGAGGGGCCGGGCCCUGCGCUGUGUGUGUCCCUGGCGCCCCCUGCUGGAGGGGCCGGGCCCUGCGCUGUGUGUGUGUCCCUGGCGCCCCCUGCUGGAGGGGCCGGGCCCUGCGCUCUGUGUGUGUCCCUGGCGCCCCCUGCUGGAGGGGCCGGGCCCUGCGCUCUGUGUGUGUCCCUGGCGCCCCCUGCUGGAGGGGCCGGGCCCUGCGCUCUGUGUGUGUCCCUGGCGCCCCCUGCUGGAGGGGCCGGGCCCCGCGCUGGGUGUGUCCCUGGCGCCCCCUGCUGGAGGGGCCGGGCCCUGCACUGUGUGUGUCCCUGGCGCCUCCUGCUGGAGGGGCCGGGCCCUGCACUGUGUGUGCGUCCCUGGCGCCCCCUGCUGGAGUGGCCGGGCCCUGCGUUCUGGGUGGGUACGGGGGGCGAUGGGGCAAGCCCUUCUGUAGCUUGGACAAUGCUGCCUCUGACCCCAAUAUUAAUAAAAUUUAAUUUAAAUCCC